AUGUGUGGUACAAUUCAAGAAGAGAGUAGAAUAGUUUCAAGUUUAAACUUUGUGGAGGACAAUGGAAAUUCGCAAUUGACAGGUCAGAUGAUAAGAAUGUCUGACACUUACAACAAGGUUGGAAAGGUGUUUAUAGCAUCAAACAACUUUUAUGUAAGGAAUACCAUUACCUCUGUUUGUACUUCUCUGGGUUUGAGAUCUGAUUACUCUGAAGCUGCUUUUAGAUGGAUAGGGAGAGUUUAUAUGAAGAUAUCUCAAUUGCUCAAUCUUAAAAUGCCAAUCCUAGAUCCGUCCCUCUAUCUUCCGAGAUUUGUUAGCAAAUUAAAACUCGGGAAUGAGGCUUUGAACCUUUCUAUGAGGAUCAUUAGUAGAAUGAAGAGAGAUUGGAUUGUGGUGGGAAGAAGGCCCAAUAACUUGUGUGGAGCUGCUUUAGUUCUGUCAAGUAGAAUAUUAAAGGAUGAGAGAGGUAUUUCAGACGUAGCUAGAGUGGUACAUGUAAGCAUUAACACCAUAAACAAGAGACUUAAAGAGAUGGGCGAAACAGAAAGUGCCAAUCUUACUUUAAAUGAUUUUAAUGUUGUUUGGCUGGAAAGAGAGUGUGAUCCACCCAUUUUGAAGAUAAAUUCGCUUAAAAUAGGCACUCCACCACCUAGCAUUAAUGACCAUUUGGAAGAAGGUGUUUUAACACCAGAAGAGGAUGAAAUGCUCCAUCUUCCAGUAGAUAUGAAAGGGAUAGUCACACCUUCGACUUCUUCUCGCAAAGAAGAGGAUACUUUCCCACUCUCGUUGGAGGAAGAGAGUGAAUUAGGUGAGUAUAUUCUGAGCAGGGAUGAAUAUGAAAAAAAGGAAAUUCUUUGGGAUGAGAUGUAUGGAGACUAUUUAAAGGAUAAGGAGAACAGAGUGACUAUACCACGCAAGCCACAAACUAAGAAAAGAAGGAAGGAAUUCAACACGGUAGAAGAUGCUCUUAGGAGUGUUGUAAAAGAGAAAUCAACCAAAAUAAAUUACGGUCUAAUUGAGAACCUCUUCUCCUAG
Nylanderia fulva is the source of this 1035-nucleotide messenger RNA. RefSeq lists its product as uncharacterized. Gene Ontology annotation, biological process: transcription preinitiation complex assembly; transcription by RNA polymerase III; DNA-templated transcription initiation. The record is from RefSeq and is a predicted model, not a curated record. Gene Ontology annotation, cellular component: transcription preinitiation complex; transcription factor TFIIIB complex; nucleus. Lineage: Eukaryota; Metazoa; Arthropoda; Insecta; Hymenoptera; Formicidae. Gene Ontology annotation, molecular function: RNA polymerase III type 3 promoter sequence-specific DNA binding; TBP-class protein binding; RNA polymerase III general transcription initiation factor activity.